AUGGAACUUACUAUUUCCAAAACUACCACGAUUAUCAGCUCUCGACUAUUGUUCAAUGCUAUAAUUUAUGCACCUGUCGUUGCACAUGCCGCGGUUUGCUUGCUCGCACAGGCCUUAGUCGGUUGGCCAGUCAGCGUACCCCGCCGCCUUGUAGCUGACCUGGCCCAGUGGGUUAUAAACCGCAUCGCUCAGUUGCAACUUGACUCUGAGGUGACAGGUGAUGCGAAAACCAGCACUAGUGAAAGUCCAGCUGUCAUAUAUUUGAUGAAUUGUACGAAUGACAGCUUCAGUCCGCUCGUCGAAUUGAUUGACAGCGUGGCAGAACUCGCACGCCUUAAAUUCAAGAUAUAUUAUGAAAAAAAAGAUGAAAUAUCAUCGUUGAUCGUAAAAACAGAUUCCAUGCUGCGUAAAAUUCCAGGCUUAAUGGCUUAG
Messenger RNA from Protopolystoma xenopodis, 432 nucleotides. Lineage: Eukaryota; Metazoa; Platyhelminthes; Monogenea; Polystomatidea; Polystomatidae. The record is from the annotation of a GenBank genome assembly.